Molecule: messenger RNA, 2121 nt
Organism: Manihot esculenta (cassava)
Lineage: Eukaryota; Viridiplantae; Streptophyta; Magnoliopsida; Malpighiales; Euphorbiaceae
Product: probable polygalacturonase
Exons: 6
Coding region: 435-1799 (454 amino acids)
Biological process (GO): carbohydrate metabolic process
Molecular function (GO): polygalacturonase activity
Source: RefSeq, a predicted model, not a curated record
UUGUCGGCGAAAGACGUUAUUAAUCAUGUUCAUUUAAACACGGUAAUUACUAAUUAGUCGCAAAUGGCAAUCAAUAUGGUUUAUUAGUUUUUAAUAUUUUAUUCUUUUAUUCCUUUGUUCUUACUUACCCUAUUGUUUGCUCUUGCAUUUCCAUUAUAUUUUUGCAUGAACUAAAAUAAAAGAGCUGUCAUUUCUCACUUACAAACUUUUAAAUUAUUUUCUUUGUCUUAUAAAAAUAAAUGUCAAUAGUUCUUGUGUCAUUUAUAUAUAAUUAAUGCUUAUUAUUCACUAGCUUACAGAAAAGUUGCCUCCCCCCCCCCCCCUCUGUUUUUCUGGUGCUUCUUCUCCUCCUCCUCCUCCUCUUCUUUCUGGUGCACUUCGUUCAAUCUGUUGCUGUUUCUGCAUUCUUUGUCUCUUGCCGAGGCUGUUUCUCCAUGAAGAUGCCAGUGGCAUUGCUCUUGCUGCUGGCACUAAGAUAUGCUAUUGGAAUUAAUGGAGAAAUAAGCAGUGGACAGUGCGAUUAUAAGCCUAGUUUAAACCCAAGACCACACAGUGUAUCCAUUCUUGAGUUUGGUGCCGUUGGAGAUGGGAAAACAUUGAAUACCAUUGCCUUCCAGAAUGCUAUUUUCUAUCUCAAGUCCUUCGCUGACAAGGGAGGUGCUCAGCUUUACGUGCCACCAGGAAAAUGGCUUACUGGAAGUUUCAACCUUACCAGCCAUCUCACACUCUUCCUGGAAAAAGGAGCUGUCAUUCUUGGAUCCCAGAAUCCAUCUCAUUGGGACGUUCUAGAUCCCUUGCCCUCAUAUGGUCGUGGGAUUGAACUUCCUGGAAAAAGAUAUCGGAGUCUAAUAAAUGGAUAUAAGCUGCGUGAUGUGGUGAUUACAGGUGAUAAUGGAACCAUUGAUGGCCAAGGCUCAGUUUGGUGGGAUUGGUUUAAUUCCCAUUCAUUGAACUACAGCCGGCCUCAUCUAGUGGAAUUUAUAGAAUCUGAACGUUUGGUAGUUUCAAAUCUUACCUUCUUGAAUGCUCCUGCAUAUAACAUUCAUCCAGUAUAUUGCAGUGAUGUGCUUGUUCAAAAUAUGUCACUUUCUGCUCCUCUGCAAUCCCCUUACACCAUCGGCAUAGUCCCAGAUUCUUCCAAUAAUGUAUGCAUAGAGGAAAGUAUUAUUGAAAUGGGUUACGAUGCUAUUGCCCUCAAGAGUGGCUGGGAUGAAUAUGGUAUUUCCUAUGACAGAGCUACUAGAAAUGUCCACAUAAGAAGGGUCCACCUUCAAUCAUCUGCAGGCUCUUCCAUUGCUUUUGGUAGUGAGAUGUCUGGUGGUAUUUCUGAUGUGCAUGUGCAGAAGGUCCACAUAUACAACUCAUUUAGUGGGAUUGAAUUUAGAACAACCAAGGGCAGAGGUGGUUAUAUUAAAGGAAUAUAUGUAUCAGACGUUGAAAUGGAAAAUGUCAACAUAGCAUUUGGUGCCAUUGAUGAUCAUGGGUUACAUCCGGACAGCAAUUUUGAUCCUAAUGCUCUUCCAAUUCUUGAUCAAAUCACCUUGCAGAAUAUAACUGGUACAAACAUCACUAUAGCAGGAAAUUUCACUGGAAUUCAAGAAUCUCCCUUCACCUCCAUUUGUCUCUUUAAUGUCUCCUUACUGGCUUCAGCAUCCUCAAAUUCUUGGAUAUGUUCAAGUGUUAUUGGCUCCUCAGAGUCUGUUUUCCCGGAACCAUGCCCUGAGCUGAUGAGCCUGUAUUCGAAUUCCUCAAAUUGCUACACCCCCCUGAUUUCGUACGGUGAAUCUGCAAGCUUAUGAUUCAAUUCCUUCACACUACAAUCACAUGGGGUAAAAUAUGGAUUCUUCAAAAGUUUAUGUCUCUAAAGUGGGUAAGAUUCUUUCCAAUAAGUUGGUUGGCUCCUUGGGUUUGCAUUCUCCCAUGUUGAAAUCUGCAAGAUAAUUAUUUGUACAGCUUCAUUUCUUCAUUCAUGUGUAAGAAAAUUUUUGGUAGUGAUUUGCAAAAAAAAAACCACAAGUACUCAGAUGAGACUAGCAUUACUAUUUAUAGUUUAUUCCUUUCAUGUUUAUAAUAAAGUUUGCUGCUGUACAGUUCCAUUGUCAGAAGAUUUAUUGUUUUUCA